This is a messenger RNA of Pogona vitticeps (central bearded dragon), 3036 nucleotides long. RefSeq names its product LSM family member 14B (gene LSM14B). Lineage: Eukaryota; Metazoa; Chordata; Lepidosauria; Squamata; Agamidae. The record is from RefSeq and is a predicted model, not a curated record. Gene Ontology annotation, molecular function: mRNA binding.
UGUUUCUGUGCCGCCGUCUCUCUCUCUUUUUUUUAAACCCCUCCUCCCCAUUUCCCCCCUCCCUCCGCCGUCUGCCUUGGGCCUAUAAAAGGUCCGCCUGGCGGGGGUUUCCUUUCUCAGUCCGCAGCCGCGACGAGGGGCUGGAGGCGCCUUGGAAGGGAAGCCGGCGGUGGAUUGAAGCGACGACGACGACGACUAACUGAAUUCUGGUCUCUGGGCCUUUUCUCCGAGCGGCUGAGGCGUCCUCGGUCGUCGUCGUCGUCCCUCAGGCGGACCGGGUGUGGGUGUUUUGUGAGGGAGGGGGGUCUCAAUUCAAACUCGGGUCGACCCGGGCCGCUGUUCCCUCAGGGCCGCCUGACGGGCCCUGCUUCUCCUCCACCACCACCUCCUUCUCCAGACAGCCCCCCCCUUCCUCGACGGCGCCAUGAGCUCGGGCACGCCGUACAUCGGGAGCAAGAUCAGCCUCAUCUCCAAGGCGCAGAUCCGAUACGAGGGCAUCCUUUACACCAUCGACACCGACAACUCCACCGUCGCGCUCGCCAAAGUGCGGUCCUUUGGAACUGAAGAUCGUCCUACAGACCGUCCGGCACCCCCUAGGGAAGAGGUUUAUGAAUACAUCAUCUUCCGAGGGAGUGACAUCAAAGAUAUUACUGUAUGUGAGCCUCCGAAAGCACAGCAUAACCUGCCCCAGGAUCCUGCUAUUGUCCAAUCUUCCCUGAGCUCUGCCUCAGCAUCCUCCUUUCAGCCACAUGUGCCUUACAGCCCCUUCAGAGGAAUGCCACCCUACAGCCAGCUUGCUGCCAGCUCUUUAAUUGGCCAGCAGUAUGCAGCUUCCCUUGGUUUAGAAAAACUGGUAAGCCCUCCAGCAUCAGCAGCUGCUUCCAGUCCUAGCACUUCUUCAUCUCCUCAGCCAGUUUCAGAGCCUGACUUGCCAUCAGAGACACACCUGCUGUCUUCUAAGGGUGCAGCUUUUCCCUCGGUUCAUUCCAUGCGCAAAAGUCCUAUGGUAGAACAGGCUGUUCAGACAGGCCCCAUUGACAGCAACUUGAAUCCCAAGAAGAUUCCUCCCAUCAAAGCCACUCCAGUGAUCCAGCGUAACACACGCCAGAUUCAACAAAGUAACAAGACAAAUGAUACAGUUGAGCCAACCCCUGUACAAACACAAGGGCAGGUGAAUGAUGAGAAUAGAAGGCCCCAGAGGAGGAGAUCAGGAAAUAGAAGAACACGGAAUCGUUCCAGAGGGCAAAAUCGACCGACUGCUGUAAAAGAAAAUACCAUAAAAUUUGAAGGCGACUUUGAUUUUGAAAGUGCAAAUGCACAAUUCAACCGAGAGGAGCUAGAUAAAGAAUUCAAGAAAAAACUCAACUUUAAAGAUGAUAAAGUGGAGACAGGUGAAGAAAAGGGAGAACCUCCUGUGGCAGCCGAGAAAUGUGAUGCGAAUGCUGAUGAAGACCUCCUGGGACCGAAUUGCUAUUAUGACAAAACAAAGUCCUUCUUUGACAACAUCUCCUCUGAACUGAAAUCUAGUUCAAGGCGUACAACAUGGGCUGAAGAACGGAAGCUCAACACAGAGACAUUUGGCGUGUCUGGGCGGUUUCUCCGUGGCCGCAGUUUUCGUGGUGGGUUUCGUGGCGGAAGAGGAUCUGGAGCAGUGCGACGAAGUCAGGCAACCCCUAGAGUGGGCACUGGAAGAGUGUGAACCUUGCAGGUUCUCAAGGACAUUGCUGUGAAGAUGUGUACAUAGGAAGGAGGGAACAAUCAGAACUGCUGCACUUAAAAUAAUGGGUGAAUGGAGUGUUUGUGCACAGGCUUAAACUCUGGCAUCACUGUCUUGUGUCUGAGCAGGAUGGAGGCAUAGGAGUGAGUUGAAAGGAGUGUGCUCAGAAACCACCUCUUCAAGGAAUUUUCUUUUCUUUCUUUUUUGUUAAAGUAGUGCAAAUAAUUUGUGCUGCUUGUAGAUUCCAAAGGCUGCUGUUGCUGAACAUGUAAAACACUCUUUUUGUUCCCUGAAGGAGAUAACACAAUUCUAAAUUCUUUUAAAAUGAACCAAAGCUCAUUUGAAACCAGCAACUUUUUCUUAAUCUGAGGAGCCAGGAUUCUACGGGUCUCCUGCUGUUCAGCCUUUCUCUCUUGUCUUUCCACCUUCACCUUUGGUUCAAGCAGUCCCGAAGCUUAGAAGCAAGUCCUAGUGCAAAACAAAAUUGUAUAAUGUGUUGGUGAGAAUUGUUGCUGAUCAUGUAUGUAUAAUGCUGGGUUCACCACUUCAGUUGUGUGGUUUUUCUGGGAACCUCUACAACAGACUUGCUUAGAGUGCUGGUCACUCCUCCAGAAGAAAUACGAAGCAUCUGAACUGGCCAGGGAUAAAUGCCAUUCUCCAGCCUCCUAAAGUUUUGUGUCCAUUCUCUACCACUACAUGGGAGGUGUUGUGUAUGGAGAAGGCCUAACAAUUAUGUGAUGCUCUUUCAAUAACUUGAGAGAAUGCAAUUGUGGUGCUCUCUCUUUCUGAGUUAAAAGGGGGGGGGGAGAAGAAUCUGGCUUCCAGUCCUUCUCUUCAUGAAAGAGCAGUAGAUGCUAAUCAUCAGAAUGCAGAAUGGGAACUAGAUGAAGGUCAGGGAAUCAGCAUGUUCCAGUCCUUCUGAGUCCCACUCUCCAAGCUGUAUAAAUAGUUAAGGUCAUUUUUUUUCUGCCCUGUGUUUUUAAAACGGCUGGGGUGGGGGUGGGGUAGAAAGGUGGGGGUGCAGGGAUUAUAAACUUGCAUGAAUGUGGGUUAAGCCUUUAGUAAUAGGCAUGCGUCCCUUUUGUAGCGAAAUGAAUGUUUUGUUGAAAGGCUUCUAUACUAGAUGCCACUUUUCCCCCUGCUGCCCCUUUCAUGGCAAGCGUUUUGGGUUUCUCCGCUAUGACAUGCAUUGGUUUAAGUUGUUGUAAAGCCUUUAGUUUUGUAGGACUUCAUCACAAAGGAUUACACAGUGUGAUGGGGUUGCUUUAUGGAGUCAUGUAAAUUAUAAUUAUCAAUAAACAUGGACAUGUUUAACUGUU